UACUGCGAUCGAACGCGGACACGGCAGUAAUUCGGAGGAUCGAGGACAUCCCACAUCAUUUCCGGACGUGUCACAAGAGGGGAAAACAACCGUGAAAGCAAAAAGCGAUGUGUUCGCUGAGAUUGUUCCUUGUGCUGGGAUUGGUUUUCGUCGUUCAUUCUAUUGAUCCCAUCCGUGUUCUGUUGGUUUAUGAAACCAAUAAUGGGGAUGCCGAUCGCGCCUUUACAGCCGUCCAGAGUUACCUCGAACGAACCAAAGUUCCAGGACUUAGCAUUGGAAAUGUUACUCGUGUGGUUCUUGAUUCUACCCAAAAGUACCUGACAGUUGACGAUGUUUGUAGCCUCUAUGAUAAAUCGGUUGACGCGGGCAUUCCUCCUCAUCUGGUGCUGGAUUUCACAUGGGCUGGAAUCUCCUCGGAAGUCAUGAAGGCUCUGACACGUAACCUGGGUUUGCCCACAAUUAGCGGUUCCUACGGGGGUGUUGGAGAUAUAAAGCAGUGGAGUAACAUUGACAGUAAUCAGACAAAAUACCUAGUACAGGUUAUGCCCCCAAGCGAUAUCAUACCGCAAUUAAUAGCGCUAGUUUCCUCCAUGCAAAACAUGACAAACGCAGCCAUCCUCUACGACGAUAGUUUCGAUGUGACAAACAAGUACAAGUCGUUACUGAAGAACCGCCCUAUUCGCCACAUGUUCUCCAGGAUCGAGACCAACAUCAAUACUCAAAUAAGACGGCUUGAAGACAUGGAUAUCGUGAAUUUUUUCGUACUAGGAAAAAACGAUCGUAUCAAUCAGGUUCUGAUGGCAGCGGCACAAGAAAAUUAUUUUGGUAAAAAAUAUUCUUGGUGUGCCUUGACCAAGGAUGGUUCUUCAGAGCCAUUUGUCAGGACAGAAAAUGGUUCCAUUUUGUUUGCCACACCAACGAUUAACCCAGAUGUGGCAAAUGGGAUUUUGUACAGGACUUCUGGCCUCAAUACGGGUUACAGUGUUGAUACUGGUUUCUAUUUUGAUGUGACUCUAAAAGCUCUUACCGCCGUCAAGAACAUGAUUGAGGCUAAUACGUGGCCAACUGACAUGAUUUAUCCAAAAUGUAGCAGCUCAAAUAUAGCUGCUACUGUGAGGAAAAAUCUGGAUCUACAAAAAGCUUUCACUGACGCUAAUGUAGGAACGACAUUUGCCAAGUUAAUUUUAAAUGGAAACGGUAAAUCUUACCCACAAGUGGAAAUGACGGUGAACCAAAUGAAUUUCAAAAAUAGCCGGCUUGAGUCAAAAAAUGCACUAGGAAUAUGGAAAGCUGGAAUGCCCGGUGAAAUUGCUUUUGCUGCUGGACAAUCCCUCCGUCCUUUCCAAGUAGUCAGUGUAUUCAAAAUCGCCGUGGUGGUGCAAGCGCCAUUUAUCAUGAAACGGAAAGGAAAUGGGACCGUGGAAUUCUACGGUUAUUGCGUCGAUCUCAUCAAAGAUAUCCAAGCAAUAAUGGGUUUUGAAUACGAGUUGUAUGAAGUACCUGACGGUAAAUACGGCAACAUGGAUAGCAAAAUGAAUUGGAACGGCAUGAUCAAAGAAUUGAUGGAGAAGAGAGCUGAUAUAGGAUUAGGAGCUUUGGCUGUGAUGGCUGAGCGUGAAAAUGUUAUCGAUUUCACGGUGCCUUACUACGAUCUGGUGGGCAUAAGCAUUUUGAUGGCCAAGCCACAAGUCUCAACAUCCUUGUUUAAAUUUCUCACUGUGCUCGAAAACGACGUCUGGGGAUGCAUUUUAGCAGCUUACUUUUUUACUAGUAUCUUGUUAUGGAUUUUCGAUCGUUGGUCUCCCUAUUCGUAUCAAAACAAUAAGGAAAAGUACGCAGACGAUCCUGAGGAAGAGAAACGAGAAUUUUCACUUAAAGAAUCUCUUUGGUUUUGUAUGACAUCAUUGACACCUCAGGGUGGUGGAGAAUCCCCCAAGCAUCUUUCCGGUCGAUUGAUUGCCGCUACUUGGUGGUUGUUUGGUUUCAUCAUUAUCGCUUCGUACACUGCUAACUUGGCUGCCUUUUUGACCGUUUCCCGUCUCGACUCGCCCGUCAACUCACUGGACGACUUGGCCACUCAGUACAAAGUGCAAUACGCUCCCCAGAACGGCACCGAUGUGUCUACCUACUUUGAACGCAUGGCCUACAUCGAAAAGCGAUUCUACGAGAUUUGGAAGGACAUGAGCUUGAACGAUUCCAUGUCGGAAGUUGAACGAUCCAAGUUGGCCGUCUGGGACUACCCAGUCAGCGACAAGUACACUAAAAUCUGGCAAUCCAUGCAGGAUGCUGGAUUGCCACAAACAUUUGAAGAGGCAUUAACUCGUGUCCGUGCCUCAAACGCUGAAAAUAACGACGGCUUUGCCUUCCUCGGUGAUGCGACGGAUAUUCGUUACCAAGUAUUGGUCAACUGCGAUUUGCAGAUGGUCGGUGAAGAAUUCUCACGCAAACCGUACGCUGUGGCCGUCCAGGAGGGCUCGCCUUUGCGCGAUCUCCUCAACGACGCCAUCCUGCGCUUGCUCAACCAGCGACGUCUGGAGACUCUCAAGGAGCGCUGGUGGACCGAUAAUCCCGAGAAGAAGGAAUGCGGUGACACUAACGAUCAAUCCGACGGCAUUUCCAUUCAAAACAUUGGUGGUGUCUUUAUCGUCAUUUUCGUUGGUAUCUUUUUGGCCUGCGUCACACUGGCUGUCGAGUAUUGCUAUUUCAAAGUGAAACGCAAUCCCAAUGACGAUCAAGUUAUUUCGACACCUGAAAGUAGAACCAACGCUACUAAUAAUCGCAAUAAAAUGGAUGAUGCCUACACGAAGAAUUCCCAGAAGCCUUACAUCCUGGAUGACAAGUCAAGAGAUCCGUAUGGGGCAGACUACGGCUAUAAUUUCGGAGCCAAGAGAGAAUUGGAGCUCGAGGGAGAUGGACCUCGCCCACGCAAAGCCUGGUAAAUUGGCAGGGAGUCAAUGGCCGGACACUUUUAAAAAUUACGCGUGAAUGCUACAAUCGAUCUACAAAGAAAACGACUUGUUUUAUUUAUUUUAUUUAUUAAAUUCAAUUUAUGCACACAAGUAUAGUCCUAGUCUAUAUGAUAAUAUCGUUGGUAAUAUAAUAUUGAAUUGUUUAGACAAUUUUUCAUAAAAUA
Molecule: messenger RNA, 3133 nt
Organism: Daphnia carinata
Lineage: Eukaryota; Metazoa; Arthropoda; Branchiopoda; Diplostraca; Daphniidae
Gene: Ir25a
Product: ionotropic receptor 25a-like
Exons: 18
Coding region: 108-2939 (943 amino acids)
Biological process (GO): synaptic transmission, glutamatergic; monoatomic ion transport; modulation of chemical synaptic transmission
Cellular component (GO): plasma membrane; postsynaptic membrane
Molecular function (GO): glutamate-gated receptor activity; transmitter-gated monoatomic ion channel activity involved in regulation of postsynaptic membrane potential
Source: RefSeq, a predicted model, not a curated record